Molecule: messenger RNA, 2385 nt
Organism: Acinonyx jubatus (cheetah)
Lineage: Eukaryota; Metazoa; Chordata; Mammalia; Carnivora; Felidae
Product: diphosphoinositol polyphosphate phosphohydrolase 3-beta
Exons: 2
Coding region: 144-638 (164 amino acids)
Biological process (GO): diadenosine pentaphosphate catabolic process; diadenosine hexaphosphate catabolic process; adenosine 5'-(hexahydrogen pentaphosphate) catabolic process
Cellular component (GO): nucleus; cytoplasm
Molecular function (GO): bis(5'-adenosyl)-pentaphosphatase activity; bis(5'-adenosyl)-hexaphosphatase activity; endopolyphosphatase activity
Source: RefSeq, a predicted model, not a curated record
GCUCCCGGGGCUCCUGGCCAGAGCGCUUUCUCUCGCUGCUCCUCUCUUUGGCCCUUUCUCUCUCUGGCACCUCGGGCGGCUGCGGUGGCAGCGGCGACAGCGACCCCAGCAGCAGCGAGCGGCGGGAGCGGGUGGCCGUGACGAUGAAGUGCAAGCCCAACCAGACGCGCACCUACGACCCGGAGGGGUUCAAGAAGCGGGCGGCGUGCCUGUGCUUCCGGAGCGAGCGCGAGGACGAGGUGCUGUUAGUGAGUAGCAGUCGGUACCCGGACCGCUGGAUCGUGCCGGGCGGGGGCAUGGAGCCCGAGGAGGAGCCGGGCAGUGCGGCUGUCCGAGAGGUGUUCGAAGAGGCGGGAGUCAAGGGGAAGUUAGGCCGGCUCCUGGGCAUUUUCGAACAGAACCAAAACCGCAAGCACAGAACGUACGUGUACGUACUGACCGUCACCGAGAUUCUGGAGGAUUGGGAAGAUUCGGUUAGCAUUGGAAGGAAGCGAGAGUGGUUCAAAAUCGAAGAUGCGAUCAAGGUUCUCCAGUGCCACAAGCCCGUGCAUGCCGAAUAUCUGGAGAAACUAAAGCUGGGCGGCUCCCCAACCAAUGGAAACUCGGUGGCCCCGUCUCUGCCACAGAGCGAUCCCUAGUAUGUACCGCGCCUGCACAGACUUCUGCUUUCCGCCUACCUUAGAAUAAAUAGUGCCCGGAGCACCUCUGCUGCCUAGUGCGGUCUCUCGGGGAGGAGGGGGGCUUCUUUUGUUUCCUUGGCAGACCUCUGAAUCACGCUUGCAAACUGUCUCAGUUGCCAGGCACUGUUUUCAGACAAUUUGCACGUUUUUCAGAUGCUUUGAAAAUCGCUGCUUCGUAGGACUGUAACAGAUUUCGGGUCCCUUUUGUGGAAGCACCAAGAGAAACAGGAAAUAUUUUCAGGACCAUUCUAGUAUUGUACCCAUCUUUCUGAAUGAUUGUUGGCCUGUUAGACUAUGAACUCUUUGAGGAGUAGGACCCAGCCGGAAUCCUGUCCAUAUUCUCAGAGCCUAGAAAAGUGGCUAAAGUUUGGAGACAUUUGUCACUGAACCACAGAUUAGAAAUGUCUACUACUAGUGUAUUCUUGAUUUCUUAGCUUCAUGUUUUAUCUGGACAGUCUCUUAUUUUCACCUGGCCUCAGAGUGGAACUGCAUUGGAUAAUUCACUGAAAGCUUUUACAAGAGUCUCAAUAAAUAUUUGUUGACUGGAGGAAUUGAUGAACCAAUAAAACUAUUAAUAAGAUUUUUUUUAGGUGAAUGGCACAGAUGUGAUUCAGAUGUACUUUGAAAGAAAUAUGUGCACCCAAUGAUGAAUGGAAUUGUGAAACACAGAUGAGCUCUUUCACACUCCCGAGGACAAGCUCAUCCUAUGCUUUUGAACACUUCUCUGUUUAUUGCAAUGACCGUUCUCCAGAUUGUUGCACUACCACUAUCUCUGUAUGGACUUCUAAUUUGGCACCUAUGGCCUUUUUUUGUGCUUUUAUGAUUAUCUGUAUUUCCCACCAGCUUGGUUAUAGUGCAAGGGUCUUGUUUCCUUAGUCUUUUUAUGUAUCUAGCAUACAAGACAUCACUUGAAAUAUGGUAGAUAUUACUGAAGAUUUGUCUAAAUAAUAUUUUGUAAUGAUACAGAGUAUCAUGUAAAGCAUUCACCUUCUAAUCUGGUGUUAGCACACUAAAUUGCUGUCUAGCAUAUACAUGUUUUUUUGUAUAUUAGGUGUCGCAUACCGUUUCUAGGCUGUGAAAUAUUAGAAAGCAAAACUUCUUACUCCUAUGUCUCUAUCAUCCCAGACAUGUGCCUCCUAAUGGUAGUAUACUACACCACCUAUGAAAUAUAUUUGCCACAAUUUUGAACCUAAAUCAUCCUGUGCCUCUAGACAUUCCUGAUCUAUAGAAAAUACAGGAAAUAGAGAAACAUUACAGCCCAGAGUUGAUGUCUGCAGAAUCCAGGCUGUAGGAAACUGUAGGACAAAUGAUCCAGUUUCUUCAGUAAACGGAUCGCCAGGAUGAAAGAAAGAAAUGGAAGAAGAACCUAUAGAUUGAAAUGGACUUGAGACAUAUAAAUCAAUUGUAAUAUAUGGAUAUUUUGGGGAUCCUGAUUUGACCAAACUGUAAAAUAAAUACAUUUAUGAGACAAUCCAGAUAAUUAUGAAAUUGACUUGAUAUUUGAUAUUCAUUGGGAUAAUGGAGAUUAUGUCAAAAACAAGAGUCCUUAACUUUUAGAGAUCCAUUCUUAAAUAUUUAUGGUUGAAAUGAUAUCUGGAAUUUGCUUCAUAAUAAGUGGAUGUUAAGUGCAUUAGAUCAAUAUAACAAGAUUGGCCUUGAUUUAAAGCUGGGUGAUGGUUAAAUGAUGGUUCAUUAUAUAUAUAUU